Molecule: messenger RNA, 851 nt
Organism: Oncorhynchus nerka (sockeye salmon)
Lineage: Eukaryota; Metazoa; Chordata; Actinopteri; Salmoniformes; Salmonidae
Product: FYVE, RhoGEF and PH domain-containing protein 1-like
Exons: 2
Source: RefSeq, a predicted model, not a curated record
UGCUACUUGAAAGCUACUUGAAAUCGACUUGAAUGCUACUUGAAAUUUACUUGAAUCUUACCUGAAUGAUGCUUGAAUCCUACUUGAAAUCUACCUGAAUGUUACUUGAAUCCUACUUGAAUUAUACUUGAAUACUACUUGAAAAACAAACAGAGGAAGUUUGACACAGACAACCAGUUGGAUUGAAGUGUUGUACAUCCACGGUAGGAGAAAGCCUCGACUGGCCUGUCUGUCUGUCCCUCCCCCCCAGGCCACUCCACCUCCAAUCCCAGGUAUAAUCUAUAUUGUAUAUGUAUGUAUGUGUUUAUGUAUAAUUGAUGUCCAAUCUUUGUUUCUUCCCUAGGCCCGUCCUCUUCCAGUCCUCGGCUGAUGACUAAGAGCCUGUCUCUGGAUCCUGGUGCUCACGGUGCCUGCCUCGGGGCCCAUGCCGAUGACUCAGACACCCAGACCCCUCGCCUCAGCUCAGACCCCGGAUCCCUAACCUCCGGGUCCCUUGGUCUGCACCCAUCCAUGCCCCUGCUGUACCCAGCUGGACACGGCUGUAACGGAGGAGACAACGGGAGUGGAACGCCUCAGGAAGUGCCCUCCACCGCCCUCAAGAAGAGACGCCCUCCUUUACCUGGGCCUAAACCACAAGUGCCCCCAAAGCCUCCUCACCUGCAGCAGAGUGCUGGUGCUCCUAGGCCCUGCCCCCGCGUCCCGGACAAGCCCCUCCCACCUCCCCCACCCUGCAGACCUCUGCCUGCAGACCCCAGAGGGGGAGGACCCUGCCGACCGCCGACACUCCCCCGCGCCGAGGGACGCUCCUCCCCCACCGCCUGUGUGCUCUCCCUCAUUGAGAAGUUUGAGAG